Messenger RNA from Amoebophrya sp. A120, 2329 nucleotides. NCBI's taxonomy places the organism in Eukaryota, Dinophyceae, Syndiniales, Amoebophryaceae. The record is from the annotation of a GenBank genome assembly.
GCUCAGACGACGUGCGUGACCGAAUGAGGGCGUCGAGAAGAGAGCCUUACUGCAACUGCAAUGGCACCUAAGAAAUUGUAUGAUUUGUCUAUCACUCUAUACUGCAGUUGUUUUACCCGUUCCGUUCGUUUCUUUGUGUGUUUUGGUUUUCGAGGUCUCCGUCUCGUUGCCACGUCGCAACUACAUCCAUACACAGCUAGACAAUGGCUGAAAGCUGCUGUGACGGGGAUAUCUGCCCGUGCCGUCUGUGAAUCUGUGAAGGAGGAACAGUUGCUUGGCGACGCGGGUCGAAAAACCGGUCAUCGGCUGCGUGACGAGCCGGUCGUGUGCGAAUAAAGCAGCUCCCCCGCUCCUCGCUUGCUGUGUGGAUACGGCAAUAUUAAGUAGACCCCGCUCCGAGCAGCAGUCGCCACGAGGGUCAACAUGUCGUCCAUGGCGGCUACUACAACACUCCUCGCCGGGAAGAUGUCCUCCUCCAUGCAGCGCGGCUCGCUGAUCCAGUGUUCCCGGAUUUGCCGCGGCGGCAUGAUAACGGACGGGCCCUUUCCCGUCGUGAACCGAACCCCCCGAGCAGGCACGGUGAAGCAGGCACCCCCGAGGCCGCCGACGCACGGAAAGCACGUCACGAUAAAAUUGUCCGAGGAGGAGUGGCUGAAACAAACACCCGGGACCGGGUUGUCGCUCCUGUCGCCCUGGAGGCAACCGUAUCGGCAGGUAGAAACUGCUUCUAGAGAAAAUUUGUCAUUUUUGAGGGAACGAAGCUAAAGAUGUGAUGCGUGGCUGUGUAGCAUUGCUGUUCCUGUGGCAUGAGAGUAGUAGGAAGACAACGACCGAUGAGUACAAGAAGCAACAUACGUUACCAGACCCACGGCGAUUACACUCAAUGCACCGUGGGAACGUUCGGCGAGAUGAAGGGGUGCAUGCCGAAGCCACGGCGAUUUUUCCAGUGGCCGCCGCCCCCGAGGUUUAUCGACCAAGCGCGGCUAAUUCUCGUCCAAGACCAGCUUCGCGGAGAGCACGGAGAACUGUCCGCCUCAGCGCUGGCGAACGUCACGAAAUUUUCCGAAGGAGUAGCAGCGAGCAGAAAAGCCGAUAUCACCGUGAAAGAUUUGGAGCUCGGGGUAAGUACUAAAAGUCGUGGUUGUGUUUGUGUUUGUCAGUUCUACUAUGCGUGUGCGUGUGCAGUCCAAGCAUGAAAUGAAUCAUUGGCUGUGUGCAUCAUGUGCUGCCGACAUGAGAAUAGUAGAAGCCAUCUCAAAAAGACAAAACCAUCUACCAUUAUCUAUCAGGGUGCCGGCGGGUACACGGAUGACUACGCACGGAAGCUGUUAGAGUGGCACAAAAAGCCGGACGGAAAAACCAUUCCGAUUCCAACGGACCAGGAUGACAUUCACACGUUUGUCAUGGACGGUUUGCGUGACGAAAUGACCGUGGAGGACGUCGCGUUGCACAGGAUUAGGCAACAGGAGGUAUUUCUGCUCGAACGCGGAUCGACGCAUGCGCCUUGCCUUCCUGCAUGACACUGUGAGCCUUCCUUCAUGACUGUCGUGCAUGAAAUAAUGAUGUAGAAGAGUACUAAAAUCCUAUCAAUUGAUGAAAGUAACUUCAACGCCAUUGAAAUCAAUAGGAAUUCGACCUGAUUAGCGCCAUCAACGUGGGCGGCGUGUUUGUCUUCCUGGGAAUGUGCACCAUGUAAGAUUUUUAUGAUGUUUUCGUUUUUGAAUUUCUUCAAAAAACAGACAUGCAGUUGGAGUAAAGUUGAGCCAGCUCCUACGUACACGCGCAUUUCUUGUUCCAUGAUGAAGUUGAAAAUUUACCUACACGACCGUCCUGCACGGAAGCAAUGAAAAAAUUGAUUUUGAAAAUCGUGUCUCCAGCCUCCUGAUUCCGAUUUGGUGCAUUCCGAUGUGGCGGCCGUUCAUGAGCAGAAUGUGGCACAUCAUCGACGAUGACGACUGGUGCAUCCGACGCUACGGCCGCGGAAAACUCUACGCGUUCUAGUAGAGGAGCAGAGUUUAUUCUUCACGCAGCUCUACUUUCCCCCGAAGACAUCAACUUUUAGUACGUAGAAGACGCCACGGAGACGGACGGGGAAGUUCGCUUGACGACUUUCAAAAGUUGCGUAAAGUCGACAAGUCAACAUCACAAUAUUACUCUGUGAGUAGAAAGACGGCGCGAGGAAACAGAAUUGAUGAUGACAAGAGACGAGAAAGCAUUGAACACCCGGAAGAGAAAAACUCCGCAGAUCAGAGAAUGCACGAAGGACAAGAUGAAAAAACUCACAAUCAAUACAUACCGACGAAGGUGUUGAAAGUUCUUGGAAGCCCAU